AUGUUAUUGCUUGCUGCAUUAGAGAGACAAGUGUUCGAUUUCCUGGGAUACCAGUGGGCCCCUAUCCUAGCCAACUUCCUCCACAUCAUCAUCGUUAUCCUUGGCCUGUUUGGCACUAUUCAAUAUAGACCUCGCUACAUAGUGGUGUAUGCCAUCUGGACUGCAGUGUGGGUCACCUGGAACAUCUUCAUCAUCUGCUUUUACUUAGAGGUGGGAGGGCUCUCAAAGGACAGUGAACUCUUGACAUUCAACAUCUCCCGGCACCAGUCAUGGUGGAGUGAAAAUGGUCCUGGCUGUGUAAGGAAGGAGGCUUCGAUGUCUGGCAUCAAAGGGCUGGAUAGCCAUUCCUACAUCUCUGUGAUAGGCUGUGCCCUGGAGUAUCGGUACAUCGAGGUGAUGCACAGCUCCUUCCAGAUCCUGAUCGCGCUGGUGGGCUUUGUCUACGCCUGUUAUGUUGUUAGUGUUUUUACAGAAGAAGAAGACAGCUUUGAUUUCAUUGGUGGAUUUGAUCCAUUUCCUCUCUACCAUGUCAAUGAAAAACCCACCAACCUUUUGUUCAAGCAGACAUACCUGCCUGCGUAAAUAAAGAGGAGCCAGAGAAUGGACAAACCUUGCACUCCACCAUCAAAGGUGCUGCAGGAAACAGUCCCGUGUGGCCUGGAUCUUUGGCAGAGGAAAUGCAGGAUGGUGAACUCCAUUCCAUUUUUUGUUCCUUCUUUUCCAAAGCAAUGAAUGUACAUUGAAGAAUGGCCGUGCGGUUGGUUUUUAAUUCUCCAAGUGCCCCGAUGAACCAUUCCUACCAUCGCCUGGUGGUACCAGCCAACAAAAGGCACAGGCCUGAAGACCUCGGGCAGAACAAGUUCACCGAGAGCCUCUCUCAAGAGGUACAGUUCAAGUCGGAGCUGCUUCCUUGCGCCACGGAUCCACAAAGAAGGAAGCACUGCAUAACACCCUGGGACGUUUCAUGUUUUGUUAUUAGCUUCUUCCCCUUCUCCUUUCCCUUGUUCUGAAAAGAGCCUAAAUCCCCUAACACAACUUCAUCUCCUCCCUACCUGUAUAGAACUAGGUGGGGGCUAUUUACAUUUGAGUUAUUUAGGCUUUUUCAUUUUUUUAAGUUAUAGAUGAGAGCUCUUCCCUUCUUCCCC
Messenger RNA from Opisthocomus hoazin, 1145 nucleotides. The record is from RefSeq and is a predicted model, not a curated record. NCBI's taxonomy places the organism in Eukaryota, Metazoa, Chordata, Aves, Opisthocomiformes, Opisthocomidae.